Molecule: messenger RNA, 1846 nt
Organism: Sphaeroforma arctica JP610
Lineage: Eukaryota; Ichthyosporea; Ichthyophonida
Exons: 1
Coding region: 44-1840 (598 amino acids)
Source: RefSeq, a predicted model, not a curated record
UUCAGCAACUAGCCAAUUGCUAUUGCAUUGUAAAAUUUAAAUCAUGUCUACUAAUCUCAGCCUGGCAAGUCUUAUAGCAGUCUUAAGCGCCGUGAGUCUUACCACAGGUAGAUCAUUACAAUCGCCAACGUUCACUAUUGAGGCUAGAAUAUUGAGUGAAGACAACGCAGCAACAAAGUACAGUCUUAGUGAUAAAUUCUUUAAAAACGGAGAAACGGGAAAGGUCUACAAUUGGAUCAGGCCAGGCCAGAUUGGAUUUGUCGAUGAAUUCGGGGAAGAACUCUGUCUAUCGUUAUUACAUGACGGUACAAAUAACUACAUUGGAGUCGACUCGUCAUCUGCAACCAAAUCUAAAUGCGAAACCACAUCAGAGCGUUGGGAAACAUUCGCUGUAAACAAAAGCGACAGCAGUCUAGAGGAACCGGUUAUUUUGCUGAACGAUGUCACAAGCGGACAGUGCGCAUACCUAGCUACGAAUUCAGAAGGGAAAACACAGAAUGAGAAGUACUAUCUUGGACUAGGAGACUGCGAGGCAUCCUAUCUGGCAAACUUGAUUCUGGCUAUAGACAACGAUUUAAGCACAACUCUUUCAGCAACUCCUUCUCCAACUCCGUCUCCGAAGCUCAAAACUUCAGUGCACCAGGUUUGCGAUUGUAACGAUGGCGUAUACUAUGAUAACUCUUGCUACGAUACACUAGAGAACGCGUUUGAUGAUUCCACGGACGGCUCAAUUAUACACGUAGGGGGUGCCGUAGUGGAGGUAUCGGAAACGAUAGAGUUUGAUACGAGUGUGACUUUGCAGGGUCACGCGUGUGAUAGCGCAAACAAAAGGGCGAAGAUCGUGGCUGUAUCGAGCUUCGAGACAAAAACUGGUGCAAUGUUCGUGGCAACCAACCCUAGCAAACAGGAGGUUGUUCUGAAGGAUCUAGAAAUCACCAGUGAAUCCGAGGGCCAGUAUGUGGCCGCAUUCCACUCCCUCAGCAAAACUGAUCUGGGGGGUGAGGGUAAACGACAAAAAGUGCAGCUUCUCUGUACCAACAUUCACAUUCACGAUAUGCAGAGCGAAGAGUCAGGAGUUGGUAUUUUCCUUAUUGGGACUUAUGAAUUGGUAGUGGACGAUGAGUGUUUGUUUGAGAAUCUACUCACCACCACAACAGAUCGAGACAGAUGGGCCGGAGGCCCAGCCAUCGCUGUCAUCAGUCUCCCAGAAUCAGGUACUUUGGACAUAGCCGGUCAAUUUACAAACAAUAGAGCGUACUUCCCAAGUCCUGGCACUGAACAUGCUGGCGGCGGUGCGCUCUACUUGGAUUGGAUGGCAGGGAGAGUGAAUAUCACAGCUCGAUUCAACGGUAACCAGGCCAAUCAAGGAGGUGCAGUUCAAAUUCAAGCUAUUCUUGGUACUUUUACCGACAACGGAGUUUACACGAAAAACAUAGCCGCCGAGGAAGGCAACGGCUCGAGAUUUGGAGCUUUAGGCUGUAUCAAACUUUACAGCGGUGCGACCUUUGUACUCAAAGGCUCGUAUAUUGACAACAUAUCUGAAGGUCGAGGAGGCGUUGUAGGUACAAACAUACACAUGGAAGGUAGUCUAUUCAUGCUACAGGGUACCUUCAAGAACAAUAGAGCUAUGAAUGACGGCGGUAUUUGGGGUCGGUGGUCCAGCACAACCCUUAAAGGGAAAGUGGUGAUAGACAUUGGCGCCACGAUCGUUGGCAAUAUAGCAGAAGGUGAUAACAACAACAGCGGUGUGUUCAAUGCUGUCACGUCGGACGAAGGAAGUGUCAGUAUGUCUUCAUCCGAAUGGGAGAGGCGCACUACGAGCAUGAUUUUAAACCCCUAAUGCGAG